Molecule: messenger RNA, 1608 nt
Organism: Penicillium macrosclerotiorum
Lineage: Eukaryota; Fungi; Ascomycota; Eurotiomycetes; Eurotiales; Aspergillaceae
Exons: 4
Coding region: 1-1608 (535 amino acids)
Biological process (GO): cytoplasmic stress granule assembly; P-body assembly
Cellular component (GO): P-body
Molecular function (GO): mRNA binding
Source: RefSeq, a predicted model, not a curated record
AUGGAUAUGAACCAUUUGAUAGGUCAGCGUUUCAACCUGAUCUCCAAAAGUGAUAUUCGCUAUGUGGGCACACUUCAUGAAAUCAACCCCGAAGCAUCCACGAUAGCUCUUGAGAAUGUCAAGUCAUAUGGCUCCGAGGGUCGACGGGGGAACCCGGCUGAUGAGGUUCCUCCAUCUGCUGCGGUCUAUGAAUAUAUUGUCUUCCGUGGUAGCGAUGUCAAGGACAUCAGCGUCGCCGACGAAGAGAAGAAGGAGAAUGCACAGUCAGAGCCUCCUCGGGUUCCCGACGACCCCGCCAUUCUAGGAAAUAUGCGACCGGGUGCUAUACCCAGCUCUGAGCAGGGACCGUCGGCCCCUGGUCUUCCAUCCCAGAAGUCUUCUCAGCAGCCACAAGCCCCUCAGCAGACAGCCCCUGGCUACCCUCAGCCGCAGCAGUUCCAGCAAGGCUUCUAUCCUCCGUAUGGACAGCGAUUUGGUGGCCCUCCCCCAUUCCCUCCAGGCCCCGGCGGUCCUGGAGGUCCUGGUGGCUUUCCUGGAAACAUGCCCUAUGGUGCACCUCCUCCUGGAUGGUUUCCUCCUCCUGGCCACGGCUUCCCUCAGGGACCUGGUCAAUUCCCCCCUCAGAUGCCGCUUGGUGGCCCUGGACAACCACAGCAGCGCCCAGGCCCUCCCGGAGUGCCCGCUUCUCAGCCUACCUCUGAACUCCCUGGCGCUGAUCACAAACCCUCUAGCCGCAAUGCCACACCCGCGGCCCAGAGCGCACCUACUCCUCCUGUUGAGUCCAAGCCCUCUGUAGCCGAGGUCCAGGCUGGACCUGCUGCUGCUGCUCAAAAGAGUGGCCGUGUGGUGCCGGCUAUUCCUAUUGCUGCUCCACGACCUGUGGUCCCUAUUCAAGCACCUACCGCUGGCGUUCAAGGUAUCGAUGCGACUGCUGCCGCCACCCAGGCCGUCGCACAAGCCAUGGCCAAAUUGCCGCAGCCAAAUGUCCCGAAGAAGCAGGGACAGGCUGAUCCUACUGUUGACGCUGUGACUCGCAAGAUGAACGAUAUGCAACCUUAUGGUGGGGCUCGUGCCCCUCGGGGUGGCCACCAGAACCCUCGCGGUGGUCGUGGUGGGGCUCGCACUCAGUACAAGAAGAUCGAAGUCCCUGAGUCGGAUUAUGAUUUUGCAGGUGCCAAUGCCAGAUUCAACAAAGAAGACCUUAUCAAGGAGGCUAUCGCUACCGGAUCCCCUGCUGCAGAGGCCGAGUCUCAAGAUGCCCACAGCCAGGUUGAGACCGAUGUCACCAAUGGCACUGCCCCGUCCUCCACACACCACAGCUACAAUCGCACAGCUUCUUUCUUUGAUAACAUCUCAAGCGAGGCGCGCGAUCGUGAAGAGAACAUGGGUGGUCGUGUUGGCGGACGUGAGUGGCGCGGCGAAGAGGAGAAGAGGAACAUUGAGACCUUCGGUCAAGGCAGUGUUGACGGCUACCGUGGUCGGGGUCGUGGCCGUGGACGAGGCUAUGGCCGUGGCCGUGGCUUUAAUCGUGGCUACGGUGGCCGUGGUCGCGGCCGUGGUGGCCGAGCCCCCAUGUCGUCGUCUACCGGCGUUCCCUCCGCCAGUUAA